UAUGAAAGUACCAUCGAAUUAAAAAAAAAAAAAAGAAAAGGCAACAAAAACAAAACAAAGACCGAAAGAAAAGAAAAUAGAAAUAGAAAAGUGAAAAACAAAAAAAAUAAGAAAAUUAUGGAAGGUGGAAUUAGAGUGAGGAAAGACUGUUGGUUUUAUGUUCCUGAUUUUGCCUUUUCCUAUUUUUUGAUAUUAUUCUUGUUAUUGAUGUUGUUGUUGUCAUAUUUUCAUGUCAAUCCCCGAAAUUCACAUUUAUUUUAUUCAUGUUAUUCUCAUUAUUCCAUCAUGAUAAUUCUACGCCUCUCUCUUUCUUGAUCUUUUCCUUGACUGUUACGGUAUUUGUUUAAACAAAGGAAAAGAGAGAGGAUAUAGAGAUAGAGAGAGAGAAAAGGAGAAAUCAGAUUCUUCGUUGUUUGUUUGUUUGCUUUCGGAAGACCCAGUUUUUGUUUUGUUUUUCUCUCCAUGAGGAUUUGGGAAUUCUAGGGUUUCGAGGUUUCGAGGUUUGGGGCCUUGAAGGCUUGAAGGAAGAAGCUUUGUUCUGCCCAGAUCUUGAUCUUGCUUCAAUGGAGGGUGCUUCCGAAGGAGAAAAUCCGACUAAAAAUCAUGAAAAUAACAACAGUAAUGGGAAAUUUAAUAAUUCCAGUGAGGGACAGAGCAAGCCCAAGCGCCAGAUGAAGACCCCCUUUCAGCUUGAAACCCUCGAGAAAGCUUAUGCCUUGGAGACCUACCCGUCGGAGGCGAUAAGGGCGGAGCUGUCGGAAAAAUUAGGGCUUACUGAUCGGCAGUUGCAGAUGUGGUUCUGUCACAGAAGAUUGAAGGACAAAAAGGAAGGGGGUCCAACAAAGAAACAGCGGAAAUCGGUGCCCACUUUGCCCGAGCCUCCUAUUGAUGAUUUGGCUCACGGGUCUGAGCCAGGUAGUGAUUAUGGGUCGGGUUCAGGCUCCGGCUCAAGCCCGUUUGGGCAUGCGGAGUUGCGGAAUGUGGUUUCCAGGAGUGGGGCUGACGACGUGCCAAUGAGGAGGAGGUAUUACGAGUCACCCCAGUCGAUAUUGGAGCUUAGAGCCAUUGCUUGUGUGGAAGCUCAAUUGGGAGAGCCAUUGAGGGAAGAUGGGCCAGUUCUCGGCGUAGAGUUCGAUCGGUUGCCGCCAGAUGCGUUCGGGGCACCUAUAGUUGCAGAGCAGCAGAAGCGGGCUGCCCAUGCUUUGGAGGGCAAAUAUGAGCGGCAUGAUGCAAAACCAAAUAAAGCAACUCCAAGGGCUCUCCAUGAGUAUCCAUUUCUUCAAGAUCACUCCAGUAUUCGGUCUGAUGCAUAUGGACAAGCCGCACAAUCUCAUUUUCAAGAUUCACCAAUUGAUGGUCCUAGUGCCAGAGCUUCAUCAUUUGCAGUUGGAAAUGAGCCUUUGUCAAGGGUUCAUGGUGUCCAUGGUCAUGGUCAUGUGUCGCGUGUUCGUCUUCUGUCUCAGCAGGAGAGGCAAGCAGUGGCCUUUCCAUCUCCUGGUGAUGAUGGCUGUGUGCCACAAAGGGACUCCUUUACUAAUGUUAGAGUAAAUACUCAGUUUAGUGAUCCUCCUACUGUUGCACCGGAAAACUCUAAUGUAUUGUCUGAUGGUCAAAUUAAUGACUCUAUGCUGAGAAUGGAGAGGAAACGCAAGAGUGAAGAAGCUAGAAUUGCUAAAGAAGUUGAAGCUCAUGAGAUUCGGAUCCGGAAGGAGCUGGAGAAACAGGAUAUUCUGAGGAGAAAGAAUGAGGAACGAAUGAGGAAAGAAAUGGAAAGGCAUGACCGUGAGAGACGAAAAGAAGAAGAGAGGUUGAUGCGUGAAAGGCAGCGAGAGGAAGAGAGAUCAAAGCGUGAGCAAAAACGUGAAAUUGAACGAAGGGAAAAGUUUUUGCAGAAAGAAUAUAUAAGAGCUGAGAAAAGGAGGCAAAAGGAAGAGCUUCGCAAAGAGAGAGAGGCAGUGAGACGCAAAGCAGCACUUGAGAAGGCUACUGCACGCAGGCUUGCUAAAGAAUCUAUGGAGCUUAUUGAGGAUGAGCAACUAGAACUAAUGGAAUUGGCUGCUGCAAGCAAGGGUUUAUCCUCAAUCAUUUGUAUUGAUCUUGACACCUUGCAAAACCUUGAUGCAUUCAGAGAUUCUCUGGCUGCAUUCCCACCUAAGUCUGUGCAAUUAAAAAGACCAUUUGCAGUUCAGCCGUGGAUCAACUCAGAGGAGAAUAUUGGUAACUUCCUAAUGGUUUGGAGAUUUUUGAUUACCUUUGCUGAUGUUCUCGAGUUAUGGCCUUUUACUCUUGAUGAGUUUGUUCAAGCUUUUCAUGACUAUGAUUCAAGGUUGUUAGGAGAGAUCCAUGUUGCUCUCUUGAGGUUGAUUAUAAAAGAUAUUGAAGAUGUUGCAAGGACUCCUUCUACUGGAUUAGGAGUAAAUCAAAAUGGUGCUGCUAAUCCUGGUGGUGGACAUCCACAGAUUGUUGAAGGAGCAUAUGCAUGGGGCUUUGAUAUACGAAACUGGCAGCAGCACUUAAAUCUGCUAACAUGGCCAGAAAUAUUCCGGCAACUAGCACUGUCUGCCGGAUUUGGGCCACAGUUGAAGAAAAGGAGUACCGCAUGGUCAUACUCUCCUGAUAAUGAUGAGGGUAAAGGUUGUCAGGAUGCAAUUUCUAAUCUUCGCAAUGGUUCAGCAGCUGAAAAUGCAUUUGCAAUAAUGCAAGAAAAAGGCUUACUAGCCCCACGAAAAUCUAGACACCGGUUGACUCCUGGAACUGUAAAAUUUGCAGCUUUUCAUGUGCUUUCACUUGAGGGAAACAAGGGACUAACAGUGUUAGAGCUUGCUGACAAGAUUCAGAAAUCUGGCCUUCGGGACCUGACAACAAGCAAGACUCCUGAAGCUUCAAUUUCUGUUGCUUUGACAAGAGAUACUAAGCUUUUCGAAAGAAUAGCUCCUUCAACAUAUCGCGUACGAGCUGCUUACAGAAAGGAUCCUGCUGAUGCCGAGGCCAUACUUUCUGCAGCACGGAAGAAAAUUCAGAUAUUUGAAAAUGGGUUUUUAGCUGCAGAAGAUGCCGAUGAUGUUGAAAGAGAUGAUGCUGAUGAGGUUGAAAAUGAUGAGGUUGAAAGAGACGAAGACUUUGAAUGUGAUGAAGUUGAUGACGAUCCAGAAGUUGAUGACUUAGCUACUCCAUCAGUUGCAAAGAAAUCCCCUGAUGAUUACAAUGAAGUAAUUACUUUCUCAGAAAAUGGAAAGGAUUUAUGCAAUGAUGUUGCACUGAAUGUGCAAAAUGAGUUUGAAAACGAUGUUUCAUCUUCCCCAGUGAGUGGUUCCAAAGAUGCAAACUGCCCUAGUGCUUCCUCUAAACAGUGUGUUUCGGGUGCGGAUUUUAGUGCUAGUAAUCUUGACCAAGAAAAUAUGGAGAUUGAUGAAAGCAAAUCAGGUGAGUCAUGGGUUCAAGGACUUACAGAAGGGGAAUAUUCUGAUCUCAGUGUGGAAGAGCGUCUUAAUGGCCUGGUUACCUUAAUUGGUGUUGCAAAUGAAGGAAACUCCAUCCGUGUUGUUCUUGAGGAUCGCUUAGAAGCUGCAAAUGCUCUUAAGAAGCAAAUGUGGGCAGAAGCACAGCUUGAUAAAAGUCGCCUAAAAGAAGAGAAUGUCGGUAAGUUAGAUUUUCCAUCUUUUGUGGGAGGCAAAUCUGAAACACAAGUUAUCGGAGUGGAGGAUGGACAAAGCCCUGUACGGGAUGUUGAUAAUAGAAAUAUUGAAGCAUCUCCAGGCACUGCAGAAAAUCAAAAGUCAAUCCAUGGUUCACAAGGGGUUCAGAAUCAGCUUAAUGGUUUGCCUGUUGAAAGGACUUUAGGAACCCAAGAUAUUUCCAUGGGUCCUGACAACUUCUUGAGUCAGCAACUUGCAUAUGCAUCAAAAAGGUCGCGCUCACAGUUAAAAUCAUAUAUUGCACAUAGAGCAGAAGAGAUGUAUGCAUAUAGGUCCCUGCCUCUUGGUCAAGAUCGCAGGCAUAAUCGAUACUGGCAAUUUGUUGCAUCUGCAUCAAGCAAUGAUCCUGGUUCAGGCAGGAUUUUUAUUGAAUUGAAUAAUGGAAGUUGGAGGCUUAUUGACACUGAAGAGGCCUUUGAUGCUCUAUUGACGUCUCUGGACACACGUGGGAUUAGGGAAUCCCAUCUACGCUUAAUGUUGCAAAAGAUUGAGGCAUCCUUCAAGGAGAAUGUUCGGAAAACUUCACAUUGUCCUAACAGUGCAGGCCCAAGUAAAAACCGUGUUAAAAAUGAAGCCGACAUGGAUUCUAGCCCUGAUUGCCCUUCUGGUUUCGACAGCCCUGGCAGUACUGUUUGUGCUUUGAAUUCUGAUACAGCAGAGACAUCCUCUUCUUUCAGAAUUGAGCUUGACAGAAAUGAAGCAGAAAAAAGGGCUGCCUUGAGAAGGUAUCAAGAUUUUCAGAAGUGGAUGUGGAAAGAAUGCUUUAGCUCAUCUACAUUUUGUGCCAUGAAGUAUGCGAAGAAGAGGUGCAGAUCACUGUUUGAUGUUUGCGAUUUCUGCCUUAGUUGUUACUACUUCGAAGAUUCCCACUGUGCUUUUUGCCAUCAGACUUUCAGUGCUUUCUAUGCAAAUUUUAACUUUAGCGAACAUGUGAUUCAAUGUAAAGAAAAAAGGAAGUUGGAACCUUGGGAUUCCCAUAUGCCAUGUACUUCUCUUCCCUUGGCCAGAAGAUUGCUCAAGGCAUUAAUAGCUCUUAUUGAGGUAUCUAUUCCACCAGAAGCUCUUCAAUCAUUUUGGACUGAAGACCGUCGAAAGACCUGGGGUGGGAAACUGAAUGCAUCAUCAUCAACGGAAGAACUUCUACAGAUAUUGACUCUGCUUGAGACUGCCGUGAAGCGAGACUUUCUGUCAUCAAACUUUGCAGCGACGGAGGAAUUACUUGGCACCAGCAAACAAUCAGAGGUUUUUGUUCCUGACUUUCUAGACAGUGGAUCAGUUCCCCUACUUCCUUGGAUACCACAUACCACUGCAGCUGUGGCUCUGAGGCUUCAUGAGAUGGAUUCAUCGAUUACACAUAUACAGCUUGAGAAAGCUGAGCCCAACAGAGACAAGGAAGUCAAAGAAUAUCUGAAGCUCCCUAUGAGACUUGCCCCACUGAAAGAGUCUGAACAAACAGAAGUAGGCCACAAUGAAUACAUUCGGGAAGAGAACAAUACUCACCUGAAAAGUGCACGAAACAGCUUUAGACGUGGUAGGGGAGGUCGUGAGCAAGGGCGCGGUAAAAAGUGGCAGAGAAAAGUGAAUAAUUCCAAAUCUGGUGCAAGUCGGCAAAAGGGUAGUGGGAAUCUGAAUCAAGGGUUUAGACCGGUUGGGAAAAGAACACAAGGACAAGGGAGUGCACGGGGUCGCAGAACUGUUAGAAAGAGGAGAACAAAGGACAGGGCUGUUGAGGGGACACCUCUGGGCCGCAUGACUGACGUACGCAGUAGCCCUGAGAGUGGAGGGGAGUCCCCGAGAAACUUGGGUGAGGAAUGGGAUGAUGAAAAGAUAGAUAUGAUCCAUAUGAAAGGUGAUGAACAAAGAGAGGGAUAUGAACAAGCAGAGGCAUUGGAAUCUGAAGACGAUGACCAAGCAGUGGGAUAUGAACAAGGAAACUGGGAAACUGGAUUUGAUGGGACUUCCAGCGGAUGGCACGAGAGUUUACUGGAAGCAAGUGAUGAGGAUAUGGAUGCUUCUGAAGAUGACAAUAAUGGCAUUGAAGAAGUGAGAGAUGAAGAUUCAGAGGGGGAUGUAGAUAUGAGUGAUGCCUCGGAUGAAAUACAAAACAAGAUUACAAAUGAUGAUGGCUCAGAUUCUGCAGUUUCAGAUGACUAUAGUGAUUGAAGUUUGAAACCUGAACUGCCUUUGUGCAAGCAUCCCAGAUAUACUGGCUGCAAUAUAAUUUUUGAUAUUGCAGCUUCACUAGCGGCUCAUCCUAUCCUGGUGAUGGAAUCAAUAUUGCCCCACCAAAUCUUCUUUUUAUUGUUAUUAUUAUUAGCCUCCCUUUUAUUUUAAACUUUCCCUGUUUAUGGAUUACAUUUUUAGCAGUAGUUUGGAUAGAAGUACUGGAUAGAGGUCCUGCACUAGUUGUGCAGUGUAACAUGUAAGUCAUUUUAAGCGUGUAACAAACCUUUACCUAAUGAAAAAGGUGAGCAAGUUAUACUGCAAAGAUCCUAUCUUUUAUAUUUCAGUUAUAUUCAUGGAAGAUUGUAUUUGAAGAUA
Molecule: messenger RNA, 6236 nt
Organism: Prunus dulcis (almond)
Lineage: Eukaryota; Viridiplantae; Streptophyta; Magnoliopsida; Rosales; Rosaceae
Product: homeobox-DDT domain protein RLT1
Exons: 18
Coding region: 564-5858 (1764 amino acids)
Biological process (GO): regulation of transcription by RNA polymerase II
Molecular function (GO): DNA binding
Source: RefSeq, a predicted model, not a curated record